Xyrauchen texanus (razorback sucker) is the source of this 5038-nucleotide messenger RNA. RefSeq names its product terminal nucleotidyltransferase 4A-like. The record is from RefSeq and is a predicted model, not a curated record. Gene Ontology annotation, biological process: RNA 3'-end processing. The transcript is spliced from 13 exons. Lineage: Eukaryota; Metazoa; Chordata; Actinopteri; Cypriniformes; Catostomidae. Bases 248 to 2641 code for a protein of 797 amino acids. Gene Ontology annotation, molecular function: poly(A) RNA polymerase activity; mRNA binding. Gene Ontology annotation, cellular component: nucleolus; TRAMP complex.
GGGUUCCAGGGAAUACGCCAUAUUGGAAACACUGUAUAGUUUUAGCUAACAGUUUAUAGCUAGCGGGAGAAAAGGGGCACUAAUUGAUUCCCGUUGCUUGUGGCGUUUGACACUUCGUUAUUUCCCUGUCGUUUCGUGUAACCCAGUUUACAGGCAGACUCUCGCGGUCCGGAAUCAAAGUUGUCCGCUGAACGGAGGGGAGAAAGGCGUUCUUCUGCUUGACAGGGCUGUUAGAAAGAGAAGUUGAAUGGAUCCGAGGGUCGCAUGGAUUCAGCCGGAACAGAAAGGUCCUGCGAACGCUUUGUGGAUGCGCGUGUGGGAAACGUCUCAGGUAAACCGGACUAACACGGGUCAGCACCCGAACCACCUUCACCACAAACUCUGUGUCAAUUCUCCCUCGUUUGACGUGUAUAAGAAUGUAGCGUCUGGCAAAGGCGUUUGCAACAGCCCUGCCUCUGCUCCAUCCAGCAGCAGCCAUCAUCAGAGCAAUGCAAAUAACAGCACUCGUAUUCAAAUCAACGGCACUGCAAUCUCGAGCUCUGCGGCUCAUGCGUUCAAUGGAAACGCGGUCACGGUAGGUACAGCAGAGGGUGAAAUGCCUCUAAAGACUGGCACAGUUACAUCUUCAGCAGAUUCUACAUCAAGCUGCUCUAAAAUAAGGACUACAAGCCCUAAUAUGAUCGCUGGGAAUAUGAACAAGGCUGUCGGUGGCGGCCAUCCGUUUUUUAGUUGCAGCGAGAGCAUACUGAAUAAUGUCAACCACCAUCAUCCUCUUCAUCCACGACUUUUUCAUCAAGAACAGCAGCAAAGCUGUUUGAAGCGACACCCAUCCCAUCCUGCAGCAAUACACAGCGACCACCAUCAUCAUUAUCAUCAUCAUCACCACCACCACCAUCACCCGGGCCGAAGGAAAAGCGAUAAUAAGGCCAGCACCUACGGGAUUAACUACUUGCUCUCCAACUGGACUAAUGGCAAUUAUGACAACUCCGGCACGCCUUGGAAGACGAGGAAAUAUAACCCAGGAGUGGACGGGCUGCAUGAAGAAAUCAUGGACUUCUACAAUUUCAUGUCUCCUCGUCCCGAGGAGGCCAAAAUGAGACAGGAGGUGGUGGACAGAAUAGAAUCGGUCAUCAAGGAGUUGUGGCCAACCGCUGAUGUCCAGAUUUUUGGCAGCUUUAGCACUGGACUCUAUCUCCCAACCAGUGACAUUGACUUGGUGGUGUUUGGGAAAUGGGAGAACCCUCCGCUGCAGCAACUGGAGCAGGCCCUCAGAAAACACGGUGUGGCAGAACCUUAUUCUAUCAAAGUUCUCGACAAAGCUACGGUGCCAAUCAUCAAACUAACAGAUCAAGAUACAGAGGUGAAAGUGGAUAUCAGUUUCAAUGUGGAGACAGGCAUCAAAGCUGCUAGCUUCAUCAAAGAAUAUGUCAAGAAGUAUACCGUGCUGCCUUAUUUAAUCUUCGUGCUGAAGCAGUUCCUCCUACAACGUGACCUAAACGAAGUCUUCACAGGAGGAAUCAGCUCCUACAGUCUCAUUCUGAUGGUCAUUAGCUUCUUGCAGUUACACCCAAGAAUUGAUGCAAGGAAUCCCAACAUGAAUAUUGGCAUUCUUCUCAUAGAGUUCUUUGAGCUUUAUGGGAGACAUUUCAACUACUUGAAUACCGGUAUCAGGAUAAAGAAUGGUGGUGCAUACAUGGCUAAAGAAGACAUCAUGAAGGCUAUGAGCAACGGCUACAGACCCUCAAUGCUCUGUAUAGAGGACCCUCUCCUUCCAGGUAAUGAUGUGGGCAGAAGCUGUUAUGGGGCCAUGCAGGUGAAAGAGGCAUUUGACUACGCAUAUAUAAUCCUGGGUCACGCUGUUUCACCUCUUGCACGUUCCUACCCCAACAAAGACAGUGACAGCACUUUGGGACGCAUAAUUAAAAUCACACAGGAAGUGAUCGACUACAGGGAGUGGAUCUUAAAGAAGUGGGGUUGUAGACCCAAUUCCCGCAUUGAGAGGAACCCAGGUCCAUCCCAUAAAGACUCGGUGGAGCAGGUAGAGUCCAGUACAAUGCUUGGUGUAGGUGUGGAGGACCAGCAGCAGAGGGACUCCGUUUCCCCUCACAGUGCAGAUUCGCCCAUGUCCCUCUCCAGUCCUCAGCAGCACUCCUCUGCCUCUUCUGCAUCCUCACUUUCAGGCAGCGAUAUUGACUCUGACUCCACGCCAUAUGUCGCUCCACCUGUAGCCCCUUUCCCUCUUCAGAUUCUGGCACCUGGUCCUCUACCACCUGAGCUUCAGAUGGGCACAGGCAAAGCCAACAUCAUGGCAGCACUCAAUAUGCCCCCAGGCACCCAGGUGAGAGUUUCGAUACCAGGCAGUAUUUCAGUCCACACUUUACCUGGCAGACAGGUGUGUAUGGCAGAUGGACCUCCCUCAUACCUCCACAUGCCCCCCCCUGCAGUCCCCCCAGCUCCCCCCAGCCCACUACCCAGUCCCCAUCACCUUCCAAAGACAGGUACCAAGUUCCCUCUGAAGGGCUUCCACAAUCCCGCCGUGGUGCACAGUCCUGUCCUUUCCAACCGAAGCCACAUUCAGUACAACCGCAACACCUGGCGGCGCAGGAAGCGGGACAGUCUACCGGCCAGCGUCAGCAGAUAAAGAUGACGCUGCUCCCCUCUGGGCGCUUCCUUUUCACUUGUUUCCUCAUCCACCCCACCCCUGUGGUUCUGUCUUAAAAUGAUGAGAACCCAUUGAGCCCUCCUACUGAUGGAGCAAGGACCGAUUGACCGGCGUUUGAAACCCAACUUCUCGUUCAGUAGUUGUGGUGAUGGUGGUGCUAAGUAGUUCAGUCUGCCAGUUUUGGUUUUUUUGACCUGUGCAGUCUUCCCAAGGAAGCUUCAAGAGCAGGACAUUUUUGGUCAUCUACUCCACAAUUCCCUGUUCACAGGUGAAACGUUCCUUUUUGUGUGUCAUACUCCUUUUUUACUGUCUUCACAUUUUCAGUCUAAAGCAGACACCCUCCACAUAUGGGACAAGAUUCAGUGGAAUUGAGCGUAUAAUAUUUGUUGUAUCGGGGUGUUUCCUAGGUGUUUGCCACUUUUUGUGUGUAUGUGUGUAAUGCUGGCUUCAAAUCCUGCACUCAAGAUGCUUCCAGAGUCCCCUCUAUAUUGACUAUAACCACAUCAAGCAACUUUGACCUUUUUGUGCAAUAACUUCUUAAUUUCUCUGUUUUUCAUUCACUAUGGAAACCUAUUUAAUUCGAUUUUCUGUGUCAGCUUGUUUUGUUUUUUUUUGGCUCGUUUUGUAAAAAUGUUUUUAUUUUUGUAAUGUUUUUAAUUUCGUUGAUUGUUAACAGAUCCUGUCAGACAGGCUUCUUAAGUGGGAAAAGUCUGUUUUAAAAAAGUCCAACUGUUUAUAUUCCCUUCUCCCCUUUUUCUCUGCAUUGGUUGCACCUGGAUUAGCCUGCGUGGAAGUGGCCAGUUUAGAUCUUGCAGAAUGACUUCCACUCUUUGCCUGUAGGUGGUGCCAUUUCGUUUAUUUUUUUUUAUAUAUAUUUUUUUUUUUUUUGAGACUGGGCUGUUGGUUUUAUAUGUCUCUUUUGUUUGUCUUUAUGGGUGUAGAUUCGUGGCAUUGAGGCUGUAAGAGUAAUGCUCUUUGUGCGCAGAAAUGGCCCACUAAGUUGGUUGCCUCUGAAAUUGCUCCGGUCUGAUUGCGCUUUCAUUUAUGUGUGUAUGUGUGUCUGUCUGUCCAUUUUAAAUUGCUAUAGAUAAGUGUGAGAAGAGAGAAUUGUUUUAGGGAAGCUGUAAUGAACGUGCGAGCAGACUCCAGAUCAGUGCAGCUUUAUGCAAGGUGCCCUAAUCGGACCUUUUCGGACUUCUGAACGGGCACCCCAAUCAAACAGACUAAUGGAGAGGUAAUUUAUUUUGAUUCCUUUCUGGAAUCUUUGUGCAUUUAUUGCCAGGUACUUGCGCUAAUAAAUGCCUUUUCGGUAAAGACCUAUUCCUGUACUAUAUUGUACUGUAUAUUUUUCUGUUUAUAUAUGGCACACUACAACUGUAUCUCUGUUGUUCAGAACAUCACAAGCAUACAGGUUAUUGUUACUAUGCAAGUGGAGUUUUGAAAAUCUCUUGCUGUGUCCCUUAUGAGAGCCAUUGCUUAUAAAUCUUGUCAAGAAACAAACCGAAGUACCAUUAAUGGACUCAGGCCUGAGAGAGCAAUGCGUUUAGCUGGCUUAUCAAGGUACAUGUGUCUGUUUUAAAGGGAAAAACAACCAAACGUCUUGUUUGGAAUUUCCUGCUGCUGCUGCCGCCGCCUUGAACUGAAAUUUCACUGGAGCGCAAGUUUUCUUCCUGGAGAUCAACCGGACUACAUGUAGUGCUGUUACAAUGCUACAACCAUGUUAAUGGCAACUGUCAAAAAACACUUUGAAUGCCUCCUGCACUCUGUAUGGAAUGACUUUGUUUGCCACAAACUUAUGUGAAGUAUUUUACGAAGUCAUAUCUGAAUACGGAGAUUCUUAAGAAAUAUUAUGAGCUACAGGAUUGCCUUUGUAACUCUUGAAUUGCCUGCCUAUCAAUGCAAUUGGGCAAAUGUAACUAAUUGCAGUUUCUGCUUUUAGAUAGAACCAGCAUCUUUUGCAAAGAGUGUUCGACACGGAGGCAACUCCUCCCAUGCCCUUUUGUCCAUCUGCUAAGGACUCCGUUUGCUGUACUUAAUAGUUUGCCCAAAUGAAAACAGCUCCCUCCUUUUCCUGAGUGAAUCUGUGGAGAUGUAUUGGACAGUGGAAGUGUAAUGGUUUAACCUUUGUGGUGAUGUACUGAUUGAUACAGUGUGACACUCCAUUGAAUAUCAAUGACUGAUUUUAAUUUUAAAUAUUUUUUUGCUGACGUCAGUUUUCGCAGUGGCCAAAAACACCCCUGAACUUGUCAGUCCUUAUAUAGAAAGCCCUCAAUGUGGCCGCCCAGCAUCCAAGAAGUCAGUCGGAGGAAUUGUUUUUGUUUUCCUUCAAUAUUUGUAUGUAAUUUUUUUUUCUAUUUUAUUUUUUAAAUAAACAUC